GUACCUACCUACCUACCUACCUAAUAACCGAUCAAAUAUCUACAUACCUCAGGGUACUUGCAAGGCCGUUCACCUACCUACCUACACGAUGAAGCGCCUCCUCCUCACCGCAAGCGCGGGCUUCGUGGUGGCAGCAACACCCUUCUCCUCCUCCCCCCUCAGCUUGACCUCGAGGAACCCCGCGAAUGCAUUUCUAGACCCAACAUCAGCAGACCUACCCGCCACCCUGUCCUGCCCAGCCUCAAGCUGGCCCCCCACCACCCUCGGCGGGCCCAACCUACCUCAGCCACCGUCGCCAGACCUCGAAGCCAUCCUCGCAGAAGUGUCCGCCGCGAACAUCGAGGCAACGAUCCGGAAGCUCGUGUCCUUCGGCACGCGACACACGCUGUCGACGCAGAACUCGAGCACGCGGGGGAUCGGGGCGGCGCGCGACUGGAUCCGGGACGAGUUUGCGCGGUACGCGGCGGCGAGCGAUGGGCGGUUGAGUGUGGAGGUGCCGGGGUACGUGCAAGAAGCGGAUGGCAAUAGGGUGCCGUUCGCGACGCGGAUCAGCGACGUCGUGGCGACGCUGCGGGGGACCGAGGAGAACCGGCUAUACGUCGUGUCGGGCCAUUAUGAUUCCCGGGUGUCGGACCCGCUGAACUACGAGGACGAUGCGCCGGGCGCCGAUGAUGAUGCGUCGGGCGUCGCGGUGUCGCUGGAGCUGGCGAGGAUCAUGGCGAAGCCGGAGUACCCGCGCCCGAAGGCGAGUAUUGCGUUCGUGGCGGUGGCGGGGGAGGAGCAGGGGCUUUAUGGAGCGCAGUUUUUGGCGAGGACGUAUGCGGAGGCGGAGACGAGGGUUAAUGUCGAAGGCAUGUUCACCAACGACAUCAUCGGCUCGCCCCGCGGCGGCACAGACGGAGAAUUCUACUCGCCGAACGUGAUCCGGCUCUUCGCGCAGGGCCUGCCCCCCCUCGCCGUCGAGAACUCCACAACCCGCGAAACCCGGCUGACGAUCGGCGGCGAGAACGACUCCCCGGCGCGGCAGCUAGCCCGGUUCGUGAAAGAGGUGGCCGAGAACGCGGCCACGGGCAUGAACGUCUCCGUCGUGUACAGGCUGGACCGGUACCUGCGCGGCGGGGACCACCGCCCCUUUCUGGAAGCGGGGUACCCGGCCGCGCGCUUCACCGAGCCGCACGAGGACUAUAGGCACCAGCACCAGGACGUGCGCGUGGAUGCCGACGAAGGCGUGCAGUACGGCGACCUGCCCGAGUUCGUCGACUUCGAGUACGUGGCGCGCGUGGCCCGCGUCAACGGCGCGGCGCUGUGGAGCCUGGCGACGGGCCCCGGGACGCCGCGCAACGUGCGGGUCGACACGUCGGCGCUGAGCUCGGAUACGACGCUGUACUGGGAGCCGCCGGUGGCGGGGCAGGAGGGGGGCAGCUAUGAGGUGGUGUGGCGGCCGACGGGGGCGCCGUUCUGGACGGGGGUGUUGGAUGUGGGGGACGUGGGGGAGGUCACGCUGCCGCUGAGUAAAGAUGAUGUGGUGUUUGGUGUUCGGGCGAAGGGGGCAGAUGGGUUGAGGGGGGUGGCGGUGCUGCCUUUUCCGAGGGGGAGGUAGGUGGGUUUGUGUUAAAGAGGUGCAUACUACCUAUGUACCUACUUAACAAAGGGGUUUUCAUAUUGUUCGGAGUAUAAAUGAAACAGCACGAAGCAACAUGUUGUGAGAUGUGGCCGUUGCCAUGUUGAACCGGGUCCGUGGUGUUGUGUUUUAAGCCGUUGAGUAUUCCGAAGGUGCCCAGGUUAUAGAUGCCUCGGCACAUGUAAUAGUGUUUCAAUGUUCCUUGGUGGUUAAAUCAUACCCCGUAUUCCGCAUAUACAUGUACUACUAGUAAUUAGUACUACUACGCACAUACAUGUAUGUAUCCCGUAUCUGCCGCAUGGAACUUCAAACGUUAAAACGGUCUCUUUUCAUCUCAAUCCCACCUAUCAUUUCACAUGUCAC
This is a messenger RNA of Hypoxylon fragiforme, 1984 nucleotides long. RefSeq names its product Zn-dependent exopeptidase. The record is from RefSeq and is a predicted model, not a curated record. Gene Ontology annotation, biological process: proteolysis. Lineage: Eukaryota; Fungi; Ascomycota; Sordariomycetes; Xylariales; Hypoxylaceae. The transcript is spliced from 2 exons. The coding region runs from base 89 to 1600 and encodes 503 amino acids. Gene Ontology annotation, molecular function: protein binding; metalloexopeptidase activity.